UUUUUUUUGUCGGUAGAUUCAUAUUGAAUUCAACAACCAAAAAUUACACACAGAGCCGGUAAGGGUUUGGUAAUAAUGGGCUUUGAUAAUAAUAAUAAAGUUAAUGGGCUUUGAUAAUAAUAAUAACAUGAUGGGCCUUCGAAUAAAACUAGUGGUAAAAUAACUUUCGUUAGCGAGAGAGAUCUGAAACCUCCUCGUAGAUGAAAACGAUAUCGGAUCUCCCAAACGAUUUGGAAUCGGAGAUACUUUCUAGGGUUCCGGCAAAGUCCCUAUGGGAACUCAAAACCACUUGCAAACGAUGGUACGCUUUGUUCAAGGAUCAAAAGUUCGCGGAGAAGAACAGGAAGAAGUUAGGUGAAUCAGUGAGAGAAUCGAUGUUACUGAGCGAUCUUAAGGUUUACGCAGUCGCCGGCGGAGAUCUGCUCCUUCAAAAAAACAACGGAUCUAUCGAGUUGACAGGUAAACUCACAAGCCUAAAGGGCUCAAAAGAUUUGAACAUCUCUGAGAUAUUUCAGUGCGACGGGUUAAUGUUAUGCUCAAUGAAGAGUGAACUUGUGGUUUGGAACCCAUGUACUGGUCAAACUAGGAAGAUCGAACCCAGGACUUGUUACUGUUAUGACGAUGCAUAUGCUUUAGGAUACACCACUUCUUCUAGUGGUGGUCAUCGUAGCUACAAAAUCUUGAGGCGUUAUUAUAGUCAAAACGACAAGAAAGUAGUGUUGGGUGAAAUCUAUGAUCUUAGCUCUGAUUCUUGGAGGGUUCUUGAUGAUUCCUUUCCUCCUCUUGGCUACUCCGUGAAUCGCAACGGCGUGUGUUUGAAAGGAGACGCUUACUUUGUUGCUCCUCGAGAUAAAGUAAAUGAUGCUUUCUUGAUCACAAAGUUCGAUUUCACUACCGAGACGCUCGUGCGUCUCCCUCUUCCGUUUCAGAAUCUUCAUCCUUGGGAUAAAGCGUUUCUUUCGGUUGUUAGAGAUGAAAAAAUCGCCUUGUUACAUGUUCUUGAAACGGAAAGGUCGAUGAGGAUAUUGGUGACCAAUAAGAUUGACGACGAUGAUGAAGCCAAAGACCUGUCCUGGAGGAGCGACCCGGUCCUGGGAAGCGAUUUAAAUGAACAUAACAUGUAUUUCGAAAGCUUCUUGUUCGACGAAGAGAAUAAAGUGGCGGUACUGACUUGUGCAGCACAGUUGCGUCGUAAAUUUGUGACCAGAAUCUACGUUUCUGACGAGUAUAUGGAGAAACAAGUUUAUGAAGCUAAGAUAUCUACUUUCGAUUGGCCACGUAUCAUCAGUUAUGCUCCAAGCUUGGUUCGCAUUCAGAAAAGCACACCUAAGAAGAGGCAAAAGAGACAGAGGUUAGAUUAGGUUAGCCUUAUUCAUUGACUGAGAGUAAACAAGGCAAUAGUGCAAUACCAAACUAGAUUCUGUUGCCUUCUCGUAGUUUUGUCUGGCAGUUUCAGAAUCUUGGAGCACUUUUCACAGUUUAUAAACGGUGCACCAUCUCCAUCUCUUUGUUUGCAUCGUUUUUUUUUUAAAUUAAAACAGAGAUCCGUAACAAGUCGUUCGAUCUGUAUCUUGAUUGGGGCUGAUUGGAUUCUCCUUUGAUGUUAUUCUAAUCGCAAACACAUUUGACUAGUUAUUAAUUAGCGUUUUGAGAGUCCAAGACAUGAAAGGAACGUCCUUUAAUUGAAAGUUUGUGUUCUGUUUAGGCUAUUGACUUUAUUAGUGUUGAAUCUAGAAGCCAUUAAGUUUCCGUUUUUAUGUCUUUUUGUUGUUGAUCCGUUGCUAAGAGAUUCAUACGUGAUGUCAAGCCUCGCUCUGUAUUUUUCUAGAGAUUAUGUUUAUUACAUAGAAUAUAUAAAUAAGCUGAAUGU
Molecule: messenger RNA, 1870 nt
Organism: Brassica oleracea var. oleracea
Lineage: Eukaryota; Viridiplantae; Streptophyta; Magnoliopsida; Brassicales; Brassicaceae
Product: putative F-box/kelch-repeat protein At3g17540
Exons: 1
Coding region: 201-1361 (386 amino acids)
Molecular function (GO): protein binding
Source: RefSeq, a predicted model, not a curated record